GUGUCGACGGAUAAGAGAAUGUGAGUUUCGUGAAAUAUUGUAAAUAUAUCCAGAAAAAUCUGAGUUAAAAUAUCCAUCAAAGAUGGGUAAAAUUAUGAAGCCGGGGAAAGUAGUGCUGGUCCUGAGCGGCCGGUACGCGGGCCGUAAAGCGAUUGUAGUAAAAAACUACGACGAGGGCACAUCAGACAAGCCAUACGGACAUGCUUUCGUCGCCGGCAUCGACAGGUAUCCACGUAAAGUCCACAAGAGGAUGGGUAAAAACAAAAUCCACAAGCGCUCCAAGAUAAAGCCUUUCGUUAAGCUGGUAAACUACAACCACCUGAUGCCCACUCGUUACUCGGUUGACUUCAGUUUCGAGAAGUUCAGCGUCAAGGAUCUGAGGGAUCCAGCCAAGCGCAAGAAGUUGAGGUUCAACACACGGGUCCGCUUUGAAGAGAGAUACAAGAGCGGGAAGAACAAGUGGUUCUUCCAAAAGCUUAGAUUCUAAGGUGUAAAUUUAAAAAUAAACAUUACUUCUGUAA
Messenger RNA from Achroia grisella, 521 nucleotides. It is a transcript of the gene RpL27, whose product is annotated as large ribosomal subunit protein eL27. The transcript has 3 exons. Gene Ontology annotation, molecular function: structural constituent of ribosome. Gene Ontology annotation, cellular component: cytosolic large ribosomal subunit; ribosome. The coding region runs from base 83 to 487 and encodes 134 amino acids. Gene Ontology annotation, biological process: translation. Lineage: Eukaryota; Metazoa; Arthropoda; Insecta; Lepidoptera; Pyralidae. The record is from RefSeq and is a predicted model, not a curated record.